GGCCCUGAUAUAUGAGAGGGCCCAGCCGCGCGGGGUCUCCAAUCUGCCAUUUUCUGUGCCUGUGUGAGUCUUUGGCGUCCCAAAUUCGCUGUUUUCUCACAGGCUGUAUUUCGUCCGCUGGACCGCUACCUCAGGGGAACGAUGGACGCAGAGUCCACAGCCACUGCCGCCAUCUCUGCGGAGCUGGUUUCUGCCGACAAAAUUGAAGAUGAAGCUCCUGCUCCUUCUACCUCUGCAGAUAAAGUGGGGAGUUUGGAUGUGGAUAGUGAAGCUAAGAAGCUGUUGGGCUUAGGACAGAAGCAUCUGGUGAUGGGGGAUAUUCCAGCAGCUGUCAAUGCUUUCCAGGAAGCAGCUAGUCUUUUAGGUAAAAAGUAUGGAGAGACAGCUAAUGAGUGUGGAGAAGCUUUCUUUUUCUAUGGGAAAUCUCUUCUGGAGUUGGCAAGAAUGGAGAAUGGUGUUUUAGGAAAUGCCCUGGAAGGUGUGCAUGUGGAAGAGGAAGAAGGAGAAAAAACAGAAGAAGAAUCGCUGGUAGAAAAUAAUGAUAACAUAGAUGAGGAAGCAAGGGAAGAGUUGAGAGAACAGGUUUAUGACGCCAUGGGAGAAAAAGAAGCAAAAAAACCAGAAGACAAGUCUUUGGUAAAGCCUGAAAUUGAUAAAGAACAGGAGACUGAAAUGGAGAAGGGUGAAAGAGAAGAUAUGGAUAUAAGUGAGCCUGCAGAGUUACUACAGGAAAAAGUUGAAUCAACUCCAGAUCACUUAACUGAAACCACUGAAGAGGCAAAAGGAGUAGCAGUAUCAGGACUGAUUGAAGCUGAGGUCAUUGCUGAGAAGCCAGAAAACGAAGCACCUGAUGUUGAGGAAGGAAAGUCAGUUUCUGUAACUGAUGUCCAAGAAGAGUACAGCGAAAAAGGGGGUCAGGACAAACAGGAAGAAGUAAUUGUGAACAUAGAGGAGAAGCCAAAAGAAGCUUCAGAAGAACAGCCUACUGUGACUCUAGAAAAGCAGGCCACUGCAGUGGAGGUAGAAGCAGAGCCUAUAGAUUCAACAGUCGAGCCGGUGGCUGUGGGUGGGGAUGAGCCAAAGGAGCAGGUAGCUGCCUCUAAAAAUGAUCUAGGAAAAGCUGUUCCCGAGCAGUUGGUAGGGCAAGAAAUGCCUCCUGCUGAAGAGUCACCAGAGUUGACAACAGAGGCUGCAAAAGAUGAAUCACAAGUCUCUGAGAAUCCUGGGCAGGAGGCCAAAGUUCUCCCUAAGGAUGGCACAGUCAGUGGACUGUCAGCUGCAGAUGAGACUCCUGAACCAGAGACUAAUGCAGAAGGAUUAACAGAAAGAAAUGAUGGCACAGGACUAGAAGAGGGCAGGGCAGAGUUGGUUCCUAACCAGGAGGAGACUAAGCUAUCUCUAGAAGAGUCUGGGGCAGCUGGAGAUGGGUUUGAGACCAAGGUAGCCCAGGGGGGUACUGAGAAAUCCCCUGAAGACAAAGUUAAGAUAACUGCUAAUGAAGAAACACAAGAGAGAGAAGAACAGAUGAAAGAGGGUGAAGAAACUGAGGGCUCAGAAGAAGAGGAUAAAGAAAAUGACAAGGCUGAAGAAACACCAAAUGAUUUAGUUCUUGAAAACAAGUCACUUCAAGAAAAUGAAGAGGAGGAGAUUGGGAACCUAGAGCUUGCCUGGGAUAUGCUGGAUUUAGCAAAGAUCAUUUUUAAAAGGCAAGAAACAAAAGAAGCUCAGCUUUAUGCUGCACAGGCACAUCUUAAACUUGGAGAAGUUAGUGUUGAAUCUGAGAAUUAUGUCCAAGCUGUGGAGGAAUUCCAGGCUUGCCUAAACCUGCAAGAGCAGUACCUAGAAGCCCAUGACCGUCUCCUUGCAGAAACCCACUACCAGUUGGGCUUGGCCUAUGGGUACAACUCUCAGUAUGAUGAGGCAGUGGCACAGUUUGGCAAAUCUAUUGAAGUCAUUGAGAAGAGAAUGGCUGUCCUCGAUGAGCAGAUGAAGGAGGCUGAAGGAUCACGUACUGAAUAUGAGAAAGAAAUUGAGGAGCUGAAGGAACUGCUACCUGAAAUUAGAGAGAAGAUAGAAGAUGCCAAGGAGUCCCAGCAUAGUGGGAAUGUAGCUGAAUUGGCUCUGAAAGCAACUCUGGUAGAGAGCGCUACUUCAGGUUUCACUCCGAGUGUAGGAGGCUCUUCAGUCUCCAUGAUUGCCAGUAGAAAAUCAACAGAUGGUGCUUCCUCAUCAAAUUGUGUGACUGAUAUUUCCCACCUUGUCAGAAAGAAGCGGAAACCGGAGGAAGAGAGUCCCCGGAAAGAUGAUGCAAAGAAAGCCAAACAAGAGCCGGAGGUGAAUGGAGGCAGUGGGGACGCAGUCUCCAGUGGAAAUGAAGUUUCUGAAAACAUGGAGGAGGAGGCUGAGAAUCAGGCUGACAGCCGGGCAGCAAUGGAGGGGACAGUGGAGGCUGCAGCUACAGUUGAAAGCACUGCAUGUUAAGAGGGAACAGAGCCUUCCUCCCAAGGGAAAGUGUUUUUGUAUAUAAUGUAUUUUUUCACUUUUGGGGGAUUUUGUAUAACUUCAAUAAAGAUUGUAUGCAAAGGUU
This is a messenger RNA of Myotis myotis, 2587 nucleotides long. RefSeq names its product nuclear autoantigenic sperm protein (gene NASP). The transcript is spliced from 15 exons. Gene Ontology annotation, cellular component: nucleoplasm. Gene Ontology annotation, molecular function: histone binding. The record is from RefSeq and is a predicted model, not a curated record. Gene Ontology annotation, biological process: DNA replication-dependent chromatin assembly; CENP-A containing chromatin assembly. The coding region runs from base 142 to 2481 and encodes 779 amino acids. Lineage: Eukaryota; Metazoa; Chordata; Mammalia; Chiroptera; Vespertilionidae.